CCCCGGCUGCGGAGGCCCCAGUCGCCGCCCGCCUUCCCCUCCCUUCCCGGUCUUCCCUCCCCUCCCCUGCCCCGCUCUUCUCUUCCCGUCUGAGGUGGCGGCCGGCGUCCCUCCUCUCCAGCUCCGUUUCGCCUCUAGCCCUGGCUUCCCGUUUUUGUCGGGCCCUGAGACCGGUCUGAGCGCUCCCCCUGUCGCUUCAGGGUGGUCGAGUAGCCCCGGGCCUCUCGAGUCCCUGCGCUUUCUCCCUUCCUGGGCUUCGGUGCUCGUCCUCCCCCGCCAUGAAUGAGGAGUACGACGUGAUCGUGCUGGGCACCGGCCUGACGGAAUGCAUCCUGUCAGGUAUAAUGUCAGUGAACGGAAAGAAAGUUCUUCACAUGGAUAGAAACCCGUAUUAUGGAGGAGAAAGUGCAUCUAUAACACCUCUGGAAGAUUUAUACAAGAGAUUUAAAAUACCAGGAGCACCACCAGCGUCAAUGGGGAGAGGAAGAGACUGGAAUGUUGACUUAAUUCCUAAGUUCCUUAUGGCCAAUGGUCAGCUGGUGAAGAUGCUGCUUUAUACAGAGGUCACCCGCUAUCUGGAUUUCAAAGUGACUGAAGGGAGCUUUGUCUAUAAGGGAGGAAAAAUCUACAAGGUUCCUUCCACCGAAGCAGAAGCCCUGGCAUCUAGCUUAAUGGGACUGUUUGAAAAACGUCGCUUCAGAAAAUUCCUAGUGUAUGUUGCCAACUUUGACGAAAAAGAUCCCAGGACUUUUGAGGGCAUCGAUCCUAUGAAGACUGCGAUGCGAGAUGUGUACAAGAAAUUUGACUUGGGACAAGAUGUCAUAGAUUUUACGGGCCAUGCCCUGGCACUUUACAGAACCGAUGACUAUUUAGAUCAACCAUGCUGUGAAACCAUCAAUAGGAUUAAACUUUACAGCGAGUCUCUGGCAAGAUACGGCAAAAGCCCGUACCUUUACCCUCUCUAUGGCCUUGGAGAACUGCCCCAGGGAUUUGCAAGGCUAAGUGCUAUUUAUGGUGGUACCUACAUGCUCAACAAGCCAAUUGAGGAAAUCAUUGUGCAAAAUGGAAAAGUGAUUGGUGUGAAAUCUGAAGGAGAGGUUGCUCGCUGUAAGCAGCUCAUCUGUGAUCCCAGCUACGUCCAAGACCGAGUAGAAAAAGUGGGCCAGGUGCUCAGAGUAAUCUGCAUCCUCAGCCACCCCAUCAAGAACACCAACGAUGCCAACUCCUGCCAGAUCAUCAUUCCCCAGAACCAAGUCAAUCGGAAGUCAGAUAUCUACGUCUGCAUGAUCUCCUCCGCACACAACGUGGCCGCACAAGGCAAGUACAUCGCCAUAGUCAGUACGACUGUGGAGACCAAGGAACCGGAGAAAGAAAUCAGACCGGCUCUGGAGCUUUUGGAACCAAUUGAACAGAAAUUUGUUAGCAUCAGUGACCUCCUUGUACCAAAAGAUUUGGGAACAGAAAGCCAGAUCUUUAUUUCCCGUGCAUACGAUGCUACAACUCACUUUGAGACAACUUGUGACGACAUUAAAGACAUCUAUAAGAGGAUGACCGGAUCCGAGUUUGACUUCGAGGAAAUGAAGCGCAAGAAGAAUGACAUCUACGGGGAAGACUAACGGCAGUGCGAUUAUCAUCUCAUUAGGACAGACUUACCUUUGGCAAAUGACGCGUAUCGUAUGAAAUCAAUAUUGUAAGGCCUGCUUUUGUAAUCAAAACGGAGAUUGCAGAGCACUGUACCAGUAAAUAUUCCUCCCCUUUCUAAUAUCAUGUAUUAACUCGUUUUCCUGGAGUGGCUAUUCAGAAUUGGCGGGUGACCACAUUCUGUUCGGUUUAACCAGUACUGGCUUUUUUUCCCCCUAGUGCAGCAUCAGUUUUAAAAAUCCCUUGUGAUACUGAUACAGAGCACUUGAUACAGGAUUUGUAUCUUUUAAUCAGCGCAGCCUUCGCAGGCGCGCUGCUGCUGCCCGAGAGCCGGAUCGGUGGGUGGCGUGCCGUCUGUCCUCUUGACACGGAGGAGAUUCGAGAUGGAAUGUUCCAUAAUUCGGGACGGCAUCCCUGCGUUCUCCCUACACCUUCACGUCUCCUAUCAAGUAUUACGACAGCGCCCACGGAACACGGCCCCAAGUUGGGGUUCCGUGGGCCUGAAAUUCUAACACAACUCCGGACCGUGAGAGUCAUCUUGGAGGAGGCCUGUGUGCGGUGUUUUAACCUUAUAAGAUUGAGAAGAGCAGAGGGGAAAGACCCCUAUCGUGAAGCAGGUAAACGUAGAAGCUUCUUUUGUAUCCCAGGUGUGGCUUCUUCGACGGACCAAAAGCUGCGACGCAGUAUUGAUUUGACAGAGCCUCCGCUUCAGUGGUGUCUGUCUCAGAAUGGCUCCAGGUGAUUUCUGUACUGCAAAUAAAGCCAAACUCUGGAAACCA
Panthera uncia (snow leopard) is the source of this 2420-nucleotide messenger RNA. RefSeq names its product GDP dissociation inhibitor 2 (gene GDI2). The coding region runs from base 279 to 1616 and encodes 445 amino acids. Gene Ontology annotation, molecular function: Rab GDP-dissociation inhibitor activity. The record is from RefSeq and is a predicted model, not a curated record. Lineage: Eukaryota; Metazoa; Chordata; Mammalia; Carnivora; Felidae. The transcript is spliced from 11 exons. Gene Ontology annotation, biological process: small GTPase-mediated signal transduction; protein transport; vesicle-mediated transport. Gene Ontology annotation, cellular component: cytoplasm.